Messenger RNA from Dermatophagoides farinae (American house dust mite), 682 nucleotides. Lineage: Eukaryota; Metazoa; Arthropoda; Arachnida; Sarcoptiformes; Pyroglyphidae. The record is from RefSeq and is a predicted model, not a curated record.
UCGAAACAAAAUCACAUGCAAAUAAAAAAAAACGCAAAUUUUUUACUUUAAACGGGUAAAGAAAAAAUCAAAUGGUGUCCAUAUGUUUAGGUGAUGAUGACUUCAGCUUCGAACCUUGCCGUUCGACGUAUCAACAAAGGCAAUCAACAACAACAACAACAACAGCAGCAACAAAGGCGACGAAAUUGUACAAUAUCUUGGAUGUCUAAUCAACAACAGUUAAACGGUGAUAAUAAUAAUAAACGAAUUGUCGCUAAUCAUCAUCAAACGACAACAAAAUCAUUAAAGAAUUUAAAUUAUCAAUUAAAUCAAAAUCUAAAAACAGUUACAAAUAACGGUUUGAUUAAUAAUAAUAUUGUUUCAAAUAAUAAUAAUAACGAUUAUUAUUACGACAAUUAUUAUCAACAACCGCAACAACAACAACAACAACAACAACAACAAGAAUAUUUUGAUACAUAUUCAAAUCCAACGGCAAUAUCAACAAGUGGUUUCAGUGGUGGUGGUGGCGAUCAUCUAAGCAUUGGCUGCCAGAAUACUGUUCAACAAUCGUCCAAAACCGACAUAUCCACAGAUAAUUAAAUAUAAAAGAAUAACCACUGAAUCAUCUAGUGGUGGUGGUGUUAAUAAACGAUCAUUAAUAUUAAAUUCAACAACCAACGGAACUAUUGCACAAAAACGAAAA